This is a messenger RNA of Microcebus murinus (gray mouse lemur), 2412 nucleotides long. RefSeq names its product anti-Mullerian hormone (gene AMH). The record is from RefSeq and is a predicted model, not a curated record. Gene Ontology annotation, biological process: gonad development; Mullerian duct regression. Lineage: Eukaryota; Metazoa; Chordata; Mammalia; Primates; Cheirogaleidae. Gene Ontology annotation, molecular function: growth factor activity.
GCAGCUCAGGGCCAGGACCAACUGGGGGGACCCUGCAGCCCCCCAGGAGACACUGUAGGUGGCCAGGGUGGCAGCUGGUCCCUGGAAGGCUGCCCUGUGGAGGACAGACCUGUCAGCCAGGAGUGGGUCUGGGGGCCCAUCCUGGGGAGGGAAAGAACAGACUCCUUGCUGCCUGUUGGGGUCUUUAGGCAAUCCCCCAGGGGUGGGGAGACCAAGCUGAGUUUGGGGCUAUCAUGCUCCUCUAGGCCCACCCACGGGCGGGAAGACAGGACAUCUGGUCUCUGCUCUCCUGGCGCCACCCCUGUGCAAACCCGCCACUGUCUAGUCUGGCCGCCCCCGCUGCUCACUCCCCGCCUGGGUUCCCGCUCACUCCAGAGGGGAGAGCCCCUCAAGGACAGGGUUUGACACGUCCUGCAGGCUGAGAGGGGAGAUAGGCUGCCGAGUGGCACAGAAAGGGCUCUUUGAGAAGGUUGCUCAGGCCUGGGCUCAAGAGCGCUGGGCAUCAUCCCCCAAGGUCACAUGGAAGAGAUAGGGCCUGCCCUCCCGCACAAACAUCCCGCCCUCGCUGGGCCCAUUUAAGCUCAGGCAGCGCAGCCCUGGCAGCACCCACAAUGCAGGGCCCGCCUCUCCCUCGCCUGGUCCUGUUGCUGCCGGCCAUGGGGGCUCUGCUGGUGGCCGAGACCCCGAGAACAAAGCAGCCAGCCGCCAGCACAGGGGGUCUCAUCUUCCAUGAAGACUGGGACUGGCUGCCAGGCAGCUGGCAGGACCCCUUGUGUCUGGUGACCCUGGGUGGGAGUGGAAACCACAGUAAUGCCCCCCUAAGGGUGGCAGGGUCCCUAAGCAGCUAUGAGCGGGCCUUCCUGGGGGCCGUGCAGCAGGCCCACUGGGGCCCCCGAGACCUGGCCACCUUCGGGGUCUGCAGCUCCAGCGACAAACAGGCUGCCCUGCCCCUUCUGCAGCGCUUGGGGGCCUGGCUGGGGGCACCAGGGGGGCAGCGGCUGCUUGUCCUUCACCUGGAGGAAGUGACCUGGGAGCCGACACCCUUGCUGAAGUUCCAGGAACCCCCAUCUGGAGGAACCAGCCCCCCAGAGCUGGCACUGCUGGUGCUGUACCCAGGGCACGGCCCCGAGGUCACUGUCACUGGGGCUGGGCUGCUGGGCACCCAGAGCCUUUGCCCAUCCUGGGACACCCGCUACCUGGCGCUGGCCCUGGACCGCCCGGCGGGGGCCUGGAGCGGCUCCGGGCUCGCUCUGACGCUAAGGCCCCGCGAAGACGGUGUACUCCUAAGUACAGCCCAGCUGCAGGCACUGCUGUUCGGCGACGACCCCCGCUGCUUCACGCGGAUGACCCCCGCCCUGCUCCUGCUGCCCCGGUCCCAGCCCGCGCCCCUGCCCGCGCAGGGCCAGCUAGACACAGUGCCCUUCCCGCCGCCCAGGCCGUCCGGGGAGCCCGAGGAGCCGCCGCCCACCACCGACCCCUUCCUGGAGACGCUCACGCGCCUGGUGCGGGCGCUGCGGGGCUCUCAGGCCCCGGCCUCUGCGCGGCGCCUGGCCCUGGACCCGGGCGCGCUGGCCAGCUUCCCGCAGGGCCUGGUCAACCUGUCGGACCCUGCGGCACUGGAGCGCCUGCUCGACGGCGAGGAGCCGUUGCUGCUGCUGCUACCGCCCGCCGCGACCACCGCAGGGGACCCCGCGCCGCCGCAGGGCCCCGCGUCAGCGCCAUGGGCCGAGAGCCUGGCGCGCCGCGUGGCUGCCGAGCUGCAAGCGGCGGCCUCCGAGCUGCGUGGCCUCCCUGGCCUGCCGCCGGCCGUGGCCCCGCUGUUGGCGCGCCUGCUCGCGCUGUGCCCGGGCGACCCCGGCGGCCCGGGCGGCCCGCUGCGCUCGCUGCUGCUCCUGAAGGCGCUGCAGGGGCUGCGCGCAGAGUGGCGCUGGCGGGACCUGCGCGGGCCCGGGCGGGCGCAGCGCAGCGCAGGGACCGCCACGGCCGACGGGCCGUGCGCACUGCGCGAGCUCAGCGUGGACCUCCGCGCCGAGCGCUCGGUGCUCAUCCCCGAGACGUACCAGGCCAACAACUGCCAGGGCGCGUGCGGCUGGCCGCAGUCCGACCGCAACCCGCGCUACGGCAACCACGUGGUUCUACUGCUCAAGAUGCAGGCGCGCGGGGCCGCCCUGGCGCGCCCGCCCUGCUGCGUGCCCACCGCCUACGCGGGCAAACUCCUCAUCAGCCUGUCGGAGGAGCGCAUCAGCGCGCACCACGUGCCCAACAUGGUGGCCACCGAGUGUGGCUGCCGGUGAGCCCUGAGUGCGGCUGCCGGCCUUGCGGACCGCUGCCCCCGGAGGGGCCCGGCACGCCCCUUCCCAUAUUUAUUCGGACCACAGGCAUCGCCCCAAUAAAGGCCAGGAAGCACCCGGC